CUUUUAAAUCCGUGAACCGUGAAUGAUAUGAUGAAAAUUGCUGUAGCUAUUUGUGAAAUACUCUUGCUCGGCCUGAGUGUUACAGCUGCUGGACCUGAAGUGGGGAUAAAUGACGAGCCUUCAUUGUUGAAGUUUGACUACGGGAAUAGCUCUUAUAUUUUAUAUCACACAGCGGUUAACUGGUACACUGCUAGAAAUAAAUGCAGGCAGCAAGGACUGGAUUUAGUGAGCAUUGAAACCGAAGGCGAAAAUACAGCUAUCUUAAAUGCAAUCAGUUCUUUCAAAAUUGAGUCAUUUUGGACUGCCGGAUCAGACAAAUGGCAAGAAGAUUCAUGGUACUGGGAUUCAACUGGAUUGGACUUCGGGCCAACACAAAACUGGACUCCAGGUCAACCUGAUCAUUCUGGGAACUGCCUCUUACUGUGGGCGAACGUAAUUGGUCACCUCUGGGAUGACGCUGACUGUUUGCAUCUGAAUCGGUACAUUUGUGAGUCACAGACGUACAUUUGCUCUGAAACAAGUCCAUGAAGUUUCCUGAUAUAGCAAAUGUACUUUCACUUUACUGUGAAACUCCCGGAAAUAUAAAGAGCAAAAAAUAAA
Cloeon dipterum is the source of this 600-nucleotide messenger RNA. RefSeq names its product C-type lectin 37Db-like. Bases 28 to 528 code for a protein of 166 amino acids. The transcript is spliced from 5 exons. Gene Ontology annotation, cellular component: external side of plasma membrane. The record is from RefSeq and is a predicted model, not a curated record. Gene Ontology annotation, molecular function: carbohydrate binding. NCBI's taxonomy places the organism in Eukaryota, Metazoa, Arthropoda, Insecta, Ephemeroptera, Baetidae. Gene Ontology annotation, biological process: biological process involved in interspecies interaction between organisms.